Molecule: messenger RNA, 660 nt
Organism: Gongylonema pulchrum
Lineage: Eukaryota; Metazoa; Nematoda; Chromadorea; Rhabditida; Gongylonematidae
Source: the annotation of a GenBank genome assembly
AUGGCUUGCAAGGCGACGUCUUCGAGAGCUAAAACCAUCUCGGGUACACAUAUAGAAGCACGCUCCGUGGGACAUUUGCAAAAGCUGAACAAAGGACUGGAAAACAAAAUUAUUUCGUUGCAGCAAAAGCUUGAUUUUAUGGUAUGUAUAGUCUCUUUUUUUUUCAAAAAACAUCAGUUUCUGCUCGUGCAGGAUAUUUUGAAUUUCUGCUGUCUUUUUCUGUUUCAGACUGCAGAGAAUAACCGAUUAUGGACAAUUUCAGCAGAAGUUGACAAAUUGCGCGCCGAAUUGCUCAGUUUGGAAACAGAAAGGCGUGUUUUGCUGCUGUCAAAAGCUCGUGCAGAUGAACUGGAAGCAAAACUGAAGCUACUAGAUGUUGAUCGCAAAGAACAGGCAGCGCUGAAUGCUAGUCUGGAGAGUGAGCUCAGGGAAGCGAGAAAUGAGUUAAAACAGGUGAACAAAUUAUUCCGGCAAGUUAGAUACUUUGUUUUAUUAUGCUGCUUGCAUUUAGAAAGAAAUCGUCGUGCGGCAGCCGAACAGGAAAUUUCGCAGAUGCGCGAGCAGCUUCUCGCGAAUGCGAGUCUUCUUGCCAGCCCAGCGCUCAGUCGAGCUGGAAGUAAAUCAUUAUUCGUUUCGUAUUUUUACUUGCUUCAUUUCUAA